CGUUGCCAGUGUAUACAACUCCGGCUCCGUAGAAAGGGGUUUUGAACCUCUGGCGUUUGAGAAUUUCUGAAAGUUUAAGCCCACUAUUAAUAGUUUAGCCAUAAGGUUAUUCAGAUACUGAAGUCUAAAGCAACAUGCCACUGAAGAGAAAUCCCUCUUUCCAAGAGGAGCUUUCAUCCAAACUGAAAGAUCGGAAGAGACGAGGUCUGAGUACUGGCUUUACCUCAGAAUCAGAAGACAGUGAAGACGAUGAUGAUGCAUUGGGUGGACUCAGCGAUGAUGAUAUCCUGUCUCAGUUCACAUCUAAGAAGAAGAAUCCUCAACCAUCUCAGUCCCAACCAUGGGCGCCACCUACGGCCAAACAGAGGUCAUCCCCUUCACCAUCUCCUCGCUCUAUGAACAAACCUUCUAGUGAUGCCUUCCCUACUGCUCCCCCUAGGAGCAGAGGUCUGUCGGGAAGCAAGAGCCCCACGUCCAGGAAAUCAGCAGGUUCACCAGAUCCUAUCAGGGCUCUCAUGGGAGAUGGAAACGAUAUGAAGAAGAAGCCUCCACCCAAACCAAGUCCAAGACUACGUUCAGGGACCAUGGACUCGUCUCCUCGAUCAGAGGAUGAUUCCCCAAGACCUCAGCCUAGGCCAAGGAACAAAGGACCAUCGGAUAUUGAUAAAUUGCUGGGCAUUGCUUCAUCCCCAGAGCCAGGGAAGAGAAAGAAAUCUCUGUUUGAUGAGUAUGAUGAGAGCCAGGGAGCUAAGGGUGGUAAGCAGCCACCUAAACCUAGAGAAAGAUCAAAAUCUCCCCUUAUGGACAUGGCAGGGCCAGGCGGAAAGUCUAAGGUUAGAAAUGGAUCAGCUGAAAGGAAAUCGCCUGACCUUGAUGACUUGUUAGGCAUGAAGAACAAAAAGAAACAAGGGAGGUCUUCCCCAGAGCCUGGGCCAAAACCCAAGAGUAGGAGUGGCUCUCCGGAGAGAAGAGCUAGUAAAGCUCAGGAUGAUCAACGCAGAAGGGAUAAUAAAUCUCCAGACCUUGAUGACUUGUUGGGUUUGAAAGACAAGAAAAAACCUGAUAGAAGAGCUGGUGGAGCAUCGGAUAAUCAAAGGAGAAGAGACAAGUCCCCAGACCUGGAUGACCUACUGGGAAUAAGGAGCAAGAAAAAUCGCAGUCCGUCACCAGAGAGGAACCAUGGGAAGGAACCGAGAUCUGAGAUAGAUGAUCUUCUUGGGGGUCCAUCCGUCAAAUCAAAACCCAGAAGACAGAAAGGACUAUUGGACUCCUCAUCUGAUGAAGACGAUGAAGUGUCACGAGUGAAUAACAGAUUAGGAUCCAUGAAACUGAACCAGAAAGAACAGCCCCCAGUUCCAGGGGGUCGAAAGCAAAGGUCACCUUCUCCUAAAUCUAAAAGCCUACUAGAUACUCUUGCAGAUUCUGAAGAUGAGGACACUCGCACCAAACUUGGUAGAAGGUCACCUUCUCCUAAAGGUUUUCCACCAAAGCCAAAACCUAGAGUGGCAACAGACAGGACAGACUCAAAGGGCAAUAGAGAGACGCAGAAAAAGUCAGACGAAGCCAACGCUAAAUCUAGAAAGAACCGGAUACCUGGUCUGAACUCUGAUUCUGAUUCCGAUGAUGAAGAUAGACAGGCAAGGUCCUCGAAGAAAGGCAAGCAGAAACAGUCGCUGCUGGAUUUUCUUGAUGAUAAACCGACAAGCAAAAAGGAGAGGAAGAAGGCAAAGGGGUUGCUGGAUGAUAGCGAUGAUGACAGUGACAUGGAAGACAAACCUCCAAAGAUGACCAAUAGGAGACCACAGGAGGGAUAUCACAGUGAUGGAGAACCAAACAAAGAAAAGAAGAAAAAACCCAUAGUUCACAAACCAACUCCUACCAGGCCCAAGUCAGUAGCCGUGGUGGGUUCCCUCAACUCUAGUCACAACUCCAAGGACAUCAUGGCCACGCUCAACUCUCCGGGAGGGGUGCAGGAUUCCUCCACCAUCAGGCAGGCCAUCUACGAGCAGUGGCGAGCGGAGAAGACGGAGAGACUGAAGAAGCAGAAGAGAGAGGACAAGAAGAGAGAGGAGGAAGAGCAGAAAAAGAAAGCCAAGGACGCAGAAGAGAAUAAGUUUGAAAACAUGGCCUCUUUCAAGGCUUGGGAGGAGGGAAAGAAAUCAACGCUGUCCAACCAGCGCAAGAGGGCGCUCAAGAAACAGGAGGAAGAACGGAAGAAGAAGGAGGAAGAAGAAUCCCAGAAAUACGAGGCUAAAAAGGCGUUUGAGAUGUGGAAAGCUACCAAAGACGAGAUUCUCAUCGAGAAUCAUCGGAAAGAAAAGAAAAAGCAGAAAAAAUUAGAAGAAACCAAAAUCUAUGACAAGGAGGACAAAGAGAAGGAUGCCAACAGCGCUUUCAAGAAAUGGAAAUCUGUCAAGGAUGAAAAGAUCAUGGACUCUGAGAAGAAGAAGAGGCGAGACGAGCAGCUACGAAAGGAGAUGGAGGAACGAGAGAGGAGGGAGAAGGAGAAAGAGAGCAUGGAGUCGUAUGAUGAGUGGGAGGAAAAGCUCCAGAGGAGAAAAGAGAGAGAAAGAAGGAGACUGCAGAGCUCUCAACCCAUCUCAGCAACUCCGUUUAGACCCAGCGGAAAGACGAUACCCUUCGGGAGAUAAUAAUUCCACUUUUAUACAGCGCUUGAUACAUCUAUGAUGUGUCUAUAUUAAAGUGCAUUACAGAUCUACAAUUACCCCGGUCAUUGGAUUCAGUGCUUGCCCACACACAUUGUGUGUGCACAAUAUCCACUCCCUGGGGAGUAUUCGAGCCAUGCGUUACUUGACGCUCAAAAACUGUUUGACCAACAAAGACGGUCGCAUCCUACCGGGUACCCAUUUAACACCUGGGUGGAGAGCAGCAAGUGCAGGUUAAUAUCUUGCCAAAGGAUAUAAGUGCCGUGUAGGUAUUCAAACCCUUGACCUUCUUGAGGAGUUGUCAUUGUACAGUGGUUCUUUAUCAAAAUUAAUGAAACAGAAGAAGAAGAUAAUAGUGAUUGCUUUUAUGCUGAAAGAAAGACAAUUACUUGAUACAUUUAGACUAGACAAAUAGGAUGUAAAUAUUCUUUGGGGUGAAUGGAAUCUCAGAAUAUUCUUGAGGCAUUUUACAGGUUUUGGUGUCCCUUUCUGGUAUUCAAGCCUACUAAUUGUAUUCAUUGAUUGAGAGUUGUGAAUAGGCUGAUGGAUUGAUAGAUAGGUAGAUUUUAGAUAGAUAGAGAUAAAUUGAUAUGAUACAUGUAGCUGGAUAGAGAGAGGGUGAGAUAUAUACCAAGCUCUAUACUUAUAUAUUACCGUCCUUUAGCAAUAUGUACCGACUACCGAUUCAGGACCUUAAUGACCUCAUGUUAUGUAGAACUCAGUGUACUUAAUGUUGAUAGCUAUAUUCUACCUGUGCUCUUUACUUAUCUUUAGUGCAAUACAGUAAACAGUGUUCGAACAAAUUUUCUCUAUUUUAUUCAGCUUUCAUAAUAUUUUUUUGCUGUUUUGACUCGAUUGUAGUUCAGACAAAUGUUGGUAUGUGAGGAGCCUAUUGAGCAUGAAGUGGGGGUGAAAUUGUUAUUGUCUAUAUAUGUAUUUUUGUCUCAAUGCUAUUACAAUGUAUUAUACCAAACUGCUUUUUUGAUUUAACAGGACUUGACUGUUUGAAUUAAAGGCGGUAGUCAUCACCUUGAAAAGUUAUAUUCCCAAUAAUUUUUAUUUCAGAUACAAUGAUAUUGAUAAUGAAAGGACGAGUUCAAAAUCACCACUUUUCAACGCAAGUACCACAAACUUUGAGUUUUGUCAUUUGAAUCUUUGUUGUGUUUACAAGCAGUGUCAGUAUGUGAUCUAUAAAUCAAAAUAUUAGCAAUCUUUGAUGAUAUUUUGUAUGAUAGAGACCUAUUUUCAACCAAGAUUUAUUGCUAUGUGUACCAUGUCACCAAAUUUGCAAUAUCAUUGACAUUUCAUUAAUGAGAAUGGGUUGCGUGCUCCUACAUCUCUUUCUCAGUUAUUUUUAGUUAAUGAAUGGCCCGAGGUGAUUACAUGUAUUUUCAACCAAAUUGUACUUUAUAUUUUAAGCUACAUGUACCAGUGAGGUUUGAAGAUCAGUGGCCUUGGUUACAUGACCUUAUGAAGCUAAAGACUUCUUAUCUGUUCAAUAUUGUAAUAGUGAUCAAAACUGGUUCAUAUGUAAUAUUCAGGAGCAUUUAUAAUAUUAAAAAAGACUUGUAAACAACUACAGAUAAAAAAACACAAUUUUAUUCUUUGUGGUUGCAUUCAUAUGAAAAUUAUAUAUUUAUUUACAUACUAUAUAAAUUUGUUAUGUACAAGGUACAGUUACAUUGGGGGAAAAAAAAACGUAAUUACCUCUUGAAAUCAGAUAUCAAUGACAGAAAAAGUAACUUUCAGUAUUCUUAAAACUAUUGCAAUCCUUGAAGCAUAUAUUUAAAAAAAUUACAUGAUAAUAAUAUAAUAUUCCAAUUUCCAAAUGGAUAAAUGUAAACAGUAUUUUAAGUAAAACUAGCGUACUGUUGUGUUGACUACUUGACUAAGAUAAAGACUACAUCUACAUUAAAUAAGUAGGAAGGUAUUAAUAUUUUCCAAUCCAAGAUAAUGGAGAACUAUCUGUCAAAAGACAUUAAACAAUGUAAAAAAAUACCCAUGCUGUAAGUUUCAAUUCUAUCUCUCGACAAAAUUCUGUGAGAGUGAAAAUAACCAUAGUACUACUCGUAUAUUGCUGAAUUCCUGUAUAAUUUGACAAAAUAGCAGACAUUUCAAAAGGAGAUUGGUACUGAAUAAAGGUGAAUUAAAAAUA
Molecule: messenger RNA, 4821 nt
Organism: Strongylocentrotus purpuratus (purple sea urchin)
Lineage: Eukaryota; Metazoa; Echinodermata; Echinoidea; Camarodonta; Strongylocentrotidae
Product: serine/arginine repetitive matrix protein 1
Exons: 8
Coding region: 135-2651 (838 amino acids)
Biological process (GO): mitotic spindle assembly; regulation of mitotic cytokinesis; mitotic cytokinesis
Cellular component (GO): astral microtubule
Molecular function (GO): microtubule binding
Source: RefSeq, a predicted model, not a curated record